CAUUUUGCAUUUAUCAUUUGACCUCACGAACAUCAUCGUCGGGUGUCCGCUUUAAUUUACAUAAAAAUAUCCGGACGGGAAGCGCCACCGCGGUAGUAACCCAGCCAGGAGCCGAGAGCUCGGCGGCGCGCUGCGCGUGCACUCGAACAUCAGUUUGUCGCCUUUGCGAAGCCUCCUGCUCGUGACGUAGCGAAAGGAGAGAUGCUGCUGUUUGAGCGUCUGUUUUGUGUUUAGGCCAUGGCCAGAACGAUGUUGGGCUGAGUGCAGCAGCAGACGACGCCCUACCCCCUUCAUUCGCUUCUCCGGACUCGUCAUUGUCAUCCCUGUCCCCGCGACUGGCCAUGUUCCUGCCGCUUCUGUUGCUGCUACGCGUCGGAAGCUCCCUGGGUAACCCGGCCGAAGACGGGGCGCCCCGCAGCGGCCACGGAGAUCCGGGAGAGCCAACCUUCGAGGAGCCACAUCAGGAUUCAUACAGCACUUUCGCUGCCGAGCUCUUCGAAUCCCGAUACCUAAGCCAAGAAGGUUAUCCAUUCCCGACUGCACCUCCUGUGGAUCCUUUUGCACGGAUUAAAGUAAGCGACUGUGGAAUAACAAAAGGAUGUUUCAGAUAUGGGAAACCAGGCUGUGAUGCUGAGACUUGCGAUUAUUUUCUAAGUUACCGCAGAAUCGGUGCGGAUGUUGAGUUUGAGCUCAGUGCAGACACAGAUGGCUGGGUGGCAGUAGGGUUUUCCUCUGACAAAAAGAUGGGAGGUGAUGAUGUAAUGGGCUGUGUGCAUGAUGACAAUGGUAGGGUUCGGAUACACCACUUCUACAAUGUUGGGCAGUGGGCUAAGGAAAUUAAAAGAAACCCAGCCAGAGAUGAGGAGGGAAUAUUUGAAAGCAACAGAGUCACCUGUAGAUUCAAGCGGCCAGUUUAUGUUCCUAGAGAGGAAACCAUUGUGGAUCUUCACCUGAGCUGGUACUAUUUGUUUGCUUGGGGGCCAGCUAUACAAGGAUCCAUCACCAGGCAUGACAUUGACUCCCCUCCAGUGUCCGAUUACAUGGUUAGCAUAUACAGCUAUCAGGACAUCUUCAUGCCUUCAGCAGCAUAUCAGACAUUUUCGUCUCCAUUCUGUUUGCUGCUUAUUGUUGCGCUGACCUUCUAUUUACUUAUGGGAACACCUUAACUAGGAGUGGGAUGGCAGCUUAUAUAAAAUUUUCAAUCUUGGAACUAACAGAACAAGGAAUGACUGGAAACUAGCUAAUAAAUUCAGAACUGUGCCAGUCCUAAAAGGAUGUGCAGACGAUUGUAUCACUGUCACCUCCAUAUAAAUGUGCAUCUCUAAUGGCAGAAGGGAUGGCUUCCUCUUAAAUCUGAGGCAGGUGACUAUGUUUACAUUCCUUCUUCAACCUCAAUUCUUUGCCUUGCUGUGUGGUAAUGCUAAAGUGGUGAAUCAACUGUAGUGAUACUGUACACAUUUACAACUGGAUUGCAUAUACUAGUUAGAGUAAUCAAUGUACCCACUUUUAGCCCGAUGAGCCAAGAGUAAAGCAGUAUUAUAGUCACUACAGUCUGCAAAGUGACAUCCAAAAAUGCCUUUAUAAAAAAAAAAAAAAAAAAAAAAAA
Messenger RNA from Erpetoichthys calabaricus (reedfish), 1606 nucleotides. Its product is annotated as DOMON domain-containing protein FRRS1L. The record is from RefSeq and is a predicted model, not a curated record. The coding region runs from base 342 to 1166 and encodes 274 amino acids. NCBI's taxonomy places the organism in Eukaryota, Metazoa, Chordata, Cladistia, Polypteriformes, Polypteridae. Gene Ontology annotation, biological process: regulation of glutamate receptor signaling pathway. The transcript has 5 exons.